This is a messenger RNA of Antechinus flavipes (yellow-footed antechinus), 6625 nucleotides long. It is a transcript of the gene PIGN, whose product is annotated as phosphatidylinositol glycan anchor biosynthesis class N. Gene Ontology annotation, cellular component: endoplasmic reticulum membrane. The record is from RefSeq and is a predicted model, not a curated record. The transcript is spliced from 28 exons. The coding region runs from base 2 to 2803 and encodes 933 amino acids. Gene Ontology annotation, biological process: GPI anchor biosynthetic process. NCBI's taxonomy places the organism in Eukaryota, Metazoa, Chordata, Mammalia, Dasyuromorphia, Dasyuridae. Gene Ontology annotation, molecular function: mannose-ethanolamine phosphotransferase activity.
CAUGAAUCUGCUGCUGUUUUUUAUUUUAGGAUUGCUUGUUCACUUUGUGUUCUUUGUCUCCAUUUUUGACAUUUACUUUACUUCUCCUCUGGUACAUGGUAUGACUCCUCAAAUUACUCCUCUGCCGCCUCCAGCACAACGAUUAGUGUUAUUUGUUGCAGAUGGCCUUCGAGCAGAUUCCCUCUAUGAAUUAGAUGAAAAUGGAACUUCCAGAGCACCAUUUAUCAGGAAUGUUAUAAUGCAUAAAGGUAGCUGGGGUAUUUCUCAUACCCGUGUACCCACUGAAUCCAGGCCAGGACAUGUAGCACUUAUAGCUGGUUUUUAUGAAGAUGUCAGUGCAGUUGCAAAAGGAUGGAAAGAGAAUCCUGUGGAAUUUGAUUCCCUUUUCAAUGAAAGCAAAUAUACUUGGAGCUGGGGAAGCCCAGAUAUUUUACCUAUGUUUGCUAAAGGUGCAAGUGGAGACCACAUUUAUAUCCAUUGUUAUACAGCUGAAAAAGAGGAUUUUGGUGCACAAGAUGCCGCACGACUUGAUACCUGGGUUUUUGAUCAGGUUAAGGAUUUUUUUCAGUCUGCUAAAAGUAACCAGUCUUUGUUCUCAAAACUGAAUGAAGAGAAAAUAGUGCUUUUCUUGCAUUUGCUGGGAAUAGACACAAAUGGGCAUGCUCACCGACCAUCAUCAAGGGAAUACAAGGAUAAUAUAAGAAAAGUUGAUGAUGGAGUGAAAGAGAUAGUGUCCCUUCUGGAUGAUUUUUACAAAAAUGAUGGGAAAACAGCCUUUGUCUUUACCUCUGAUCAUGGAAUGACAGAUUGGGGAUCCCAUGGUGCUGGUCAUGCCUCAGAGACUUUAACACCUUUGGUCUCUUGGGGAGCUGGAAUCCGUUAUCCCCAGCAGGUGUCAACCCAACUCUUUGAUGAUGAAUUUUUGAAAGAAUGGCAGCUGGAGAACUGGAAAAGGCUAGAUGUAAAUCAGGCUGACAUAGCACCAUUGAUGGCUUCCCUCAUUGGAGUUCCUUUUCCCCUUAAUUCUGUGGGAAUCCUACCUCUGGAUUAUCUUAACAAUAGUGAUCUUUUCAAAGCAGCAAGCAUGCUCACAAAUGCAGUACAGAUUCUUGAACAGUUUAAGAUAAAAAUGACUCAGAAAAAGGAAAUCACACUGCCAUUUUUAUUUACACCAUUUAAAUUACUUUCUGAUUCUAAACAGCUUGAGAUUUUAGGAAAAGCAAGAUCCUAUCUUGAACAGGAGAAGUAUCAGAAUGUGAUCUCUCUUUGCAAAGAGCUAAUUCACCUUGCACUGGAAGGCUUGUCAUAUUACCAUACUUAUGACAGAGUCUUUUUGGGCAUCAGUGUUGUUAUGGGUUUUAUUGGAUGGAUAUCUUUUGCUUCUAUAAUGAUUAUCAAGUCUCAUUCCAGUUUGACAAGAAGUGUUGCUAAAGGUGAAAAGAAACUCCACCAUCUCCUGCCAUGCAGUUUUGUAGUUAUUGGAGUUCUAAUAGCAUUCUUCCUGCUGAUUCAAGCCUGUCCCUGGACCUAUUACAUCUAUUGUUUGUUGCCAGUGCCAAUAUGGUAUGCAGUUCUAAAAGAAUUCCAGGUUAUUCAAGACCUGAUUGCAUCAUUAUUGUCCUUUUCUGGAAAACAUUCAGUUGUGUUUUUACUAGUUUUCACCCUGGGGAUUGAAAUAUUAGUUCUCAGUUUUUUCUACCGCUACAUGCUUACUGCUGGUCUUAUUGCAUUUGCAUGCUGGCCAUUUUUCACACAACUCUGGAUUCAAGCAAAGAUAACAUCAUUAGGUUGGACUUUCUUCUCUUUACUUCUCGCAGUAUUUCCUCUACUGCCUGUUGUAGGACGUGAGCCAAAUAUCACUCUAGUAAUAGGAGCAGGUUUCCUCAUUUUUUUUAUCUCUUUGUCAUCCUUUGUAUAUCUUUGGAAAAGCAAAAGGAAAUACAUAUGUGAAAAUCUACCAGUACAUCUGUGUCAGAUGGUGGGUAUACUUAUUUCCACAUAUAUUGUGAACAGUACUCAUAGUAGUCUUCUUCAGAAACAAGGUCUGCCUCAAAUUAACCAGAUUGUUAGCUGGAUAAUACUAGCCUUUUCCUUGAUUGUGCCAUUACUGGGUCCCACAAUUGUCUUUCAGCGAUUACUUAGCAUACUUCUCUCCUUGAUGUCAGCCUAUCUACUUUUGAGCACAGGGUAUGAAGCUCUCUUUCCAUUUGUUUUGUGGUGCUUAAUGUUGGCUUGGAUACGUGUGGAACAAGAAAUGCUGCAACAAUCGGGUGUUUCCUGUACGCAAAAGCUCACCAGUAUUCAUUUUGCCUAUAAUACAGAUAUUACUCAAGUCCGACAACUCCACUUAGAUGACAUUCGCAGGUCUUUCUUCUUUGUUUUUUUUAUAGUGACAGCCUUUUUUGGAACUGGAAAUAUAGCUUCUAUUAACAGUUUUGAUCCUUCUUCUGUAUAUUGCUUCCUGACUGUGUUUAGCCCCUUUAUGAUGGGAUCCUUGAUGAUGUGGAAGAUUUUAAUUCCUUUUGUUCUUGUGAUGUGUGCUUUUGAAGCAAUUCAAGUAACAACACAACUCUCAUCAAAAAGCCUUUUCCUCAUUGUCCUUGUUAUUUCAGACAUCAUGGCACUGCAUUUUUUCUUCCUGGUCAAAGAUUAUGGAAGCUGGCUUGAUAUUGGAACAAGCAUUAGCCACUAUGUGAUUGUUAUGUCUAUGACUAUCUUCUUGGUCUUACUCAGUGGACUGGCACAACUCCUAACAACAAAGAAAAUCAAAUUGUGGGGGAAAACCAAGCCCCACUUCAUGUGAUGCUGUUGCAGAUUUCCUAUGGCACCUGGAUUUCAUUCAGCCUCUCCUGCUUUUAUGCUUCUGUUUUUAAACUCUUAAUUUAAGAGGAUUGACAUGUUAUAACAUUCCAUCAAAGAUUCAGCAUAAUUUGGUUUGGAAGAUUAAUAAUGAUGUAUAACCCAUAAAGGAUAAUUCAUUUGGAGUUCUGAAUCUAGAGAUAUCUAGAAUUAAGUAGUUUCCUUUUUUGAAGUCAAAUUUUUAUCCAAAAAAAAUGCUGCUUAUGUCUUUAGAAGAACCACCAUAAAAGUAUUCUUUAUCUUCAAUUUUUCCCUUUAGCUGCAGCUUUUCUUCCAGUUAUUGAUAUUCAGCACCUGAGGAGAAAUAGUCUGUGGGUCCAUGAAAAUUUUCUUAACAUAUUUCUUGUGCUGAUUAUAUCCCAAGCCACAACUUUGACUCAACUUUGACAUAUAUCACCAGGUGGCAUCAUUAUAUUUAUCAAUAUGAAAAUUACUUUUGUACUCAUAUUUUCUAACUGGCUAAAUGACAUAUUAUUUAAUUCUUAUCUCAAAAGAACUCUUAUUUCCUCAGUAUUUCUUCCAAAAUUUCAUCACUUGAUGGCCAAUUUUUGGUGAUGAGAUUUUUUGCUCUCAGCUAGAUUAGACCUUGGAUAGGAGUGGGUCAAUCCUUGAAGAUUUUCCAUUCAGAUGAAAAUUGACAAAGUUAAUGAGUCCUGUGACUGAUUAACACAGCCUAGAAACCAGUGGCCUGACCAUAAGGGGUCAAAAUAGGACUUAAAUUGAGGUUAAAUUUCACUGAAAUAGAAAGGUUAGAUAUAGACAUUUUUGUCCACAGGAUUCAGUAGGGAUAGUACAGUCUUUAGAAUCCAAAGGUGUGGGUUGUAAUUCUACUUAUUUUUACUACCUCCAUGGUCUUGGAUAAAUUAUUUAAUUUCCCUGGGAUUCAGUUUCCUCACCUCAAAACAAAGAGGUUGAUCUAGAUCAAGGUUUUUUUUUUAUUUUAUUUUAUUUAAAUUUAUUUUUUAAACAUUUAUUUUUAAAUUUUCAGUUGCAAAUUCUCUCCUUCCCUCUCCUCUCAUUGAGAAGGCCAGCAAUCUGAUGCCAGUCAUAUAUAUAAAGUUAUGCAAAUCACAGUUCCAUAUUAGCCUUGUUGCAAAAAAAAAAAAAAGGCAAGAAAAAUAAAGUGAAAAUGUAUGCUUUGAUGUGCACUCAGAUUUCAUCUGUUCUUUCUCUGGAGGUACAUGGCAUUUUUCAUGAAGAGCCCUUGGAAUUGUCUUGGAUCAUUGUGUUGAUUAGAGUAAUUAAGCUUUAUACAGUUGUAGAUAAAAUAUUUUUUUACCUUGUUUUGUAUUAUAGACCCACUUAGCAAUCUAGUGAAGACUGCAAAGCCUUUUCUCAGAAUAACUAUAUAAAAUAAAACUCACAGGAAAGCAAAAGAAACAAAUCACAUUAAAAUAGUUACACAUCUCUGUGAAAAAAAAAUUAAAAACAAAUUCAUAGAUCCCAUAGUUCAAUCUAUGUACUAUUUCUCCUGGAGUUCCUUUCAUCUCUAAAUCUACAUUCUGUGAUCCUUUUCCUUUCUUCAAAUCCUACCAAAUGUGAGGAAAAAGCAAAUUUGUCCUCUUAACUCCAGUAAUUAUAAGGGAAUGAGACUUUUCCAGGGGUAAAUUUAAACUAGUGCAUCUUCUUAGCUCAGCAAAAUAGAAAAUGUUUAAUAUGUUGUACAAUGGAAAAAACCAUUUGAUUACUCAGAAGACAUGAGUUCAAAUCUCAGCUCUGUCUAUAUUCGGGAAAAAUCAGACCUCAUCUUACAGUCUGUCUCAUAGGAUCAAAAAAUUAUAUUCUUAGAUGUCAUACUGGAUAGCUCCAUAUUAGCCUUGUUGCAAAAAAAAAAAAAAAAGGCAAGAAAAAUAAAGUGAAAAUGUAUGCUUUGAUGUGCACUCAGAUUUCAUCUGUUCUUUCUCUGGAGGUAGUUCCAGAGAAUAUAAUAAUGAAUAUAAAGACAGAAAUGAUAAUGGUCUCUGCCCUUAAGGAAUAUACUCUAUCUACAAAUGUGUUGUAUUUCUCUAUUUGAUUGACCUCUACUUUACAAUUGAGAAAACAUUCAAUUUCAUCAUAAACUAAAUAAUGGCAGUAUCUUACAUUUAUAGAUAUUGAGGUUUACAAACUUAUCUACCACUCAAGAGUUUUGAGAAAAGUGCUUUGUAAUCUUUAAAUUACCAUAUAAACAAAAAGAAGUAUCAAAAGACUUUUAUAUCAUAGAACAGAAUACAUUUGAGAAUCUUUUUCUGUAUAAAAUAUUUCACUAUCAAACUAAAGGAGCCAUAUUUCAGUUGAGUAGAACAGAUAUUUAUGAAGUGAUUGUACUUCCUUAUACUUGUACUUGUCAAGUAUUUUAUGGAACACUCUGAUUGUCAGUAGAUAUAAAAUGUAUGCUACACUAGACCCUAUCAACCUAUGGUCAAUCAAAUGGAGAAAUACAACACAUUUGUAGAUAGAGUAUAUUCCUUAAGGGCAGAGACCAUUAUCAUUUCUGUCUUUAUAUUCAUCCAGCCUGGCAUGUUAUAUACACUUAAGAAACGCUUGAGGUACAUUAAAAAUCUAGAAAUCAAGGUCUUUGUAAUAACCAAGAUGGAAGCAGUUUCUGAAUAAAUCUAAAAUACUGGAGUUUACAGUAUGUAUUAGAAAACUGGACUGUUGACCUUUAUAGCUGUGAAAUUACAGCCCCAAACUUGAAUAUCCUUUCAUUAAAUUUAGAUUAUUAUGUGUGAACCAACAAAAAAAUUUGGGAGCAAUUCUUAUUUAAUCUUUCCAUAAAGUAACCUUUCUAAAUUGCCAUAGAUUUGGCCUUUUGCUCCAGACACCAUUUUUCUUUUUCUUUGGUAUAACAUUCAUGUGUCCCAAAUUGACAGCGAAAUAACUAAAAAGUUGCCUUGGGCUGAUAUGAAGCUCUUUUGAUAUGAGAACUAUUUUAAAGAAGGAAUUGUUUUUGAAUUAAAUUAGAAUGUUGCUAAUUCACAGUAAUGACUAGGAAGCCAGCUGAAGAUUACUAAAUUUUUCAACUUGUUGGAUGAGUGAGCAAACACAAUUUGGAAGAUUCAGAGAAUCAGUUUGGUAAAAUGUCCUUUGUUCCUUUCUCCUUAGAAUUGUAUCUUGGUUUUAAAUUAUUUAUGGUAAUGCUGCAACACACACCCGCCAAGACAUUAUACAGUGUGUGGCUUUAUGUAUAAAUAUACAUGCACAGAUUUCUAUUUUGACCAUGUUAAAAUAAGACUGUGGGUAUUUAAUCUGUGCCAAGGAUUAAAAUGAUAUUGUUAUAUUUUGGGUUCAGAUGUACUUAAGGAAUAGUGAAUUUUUUUGAUGCCCCUGGGGACUUUUUGGUCAGUUUUUCUAAAAAUAGAAGAAAACUGUUCAUGUAAAUAUUUAUUCUGUGUAACUCAUUUUAAAACCAAGCCUGCUUUAUUUAUUCUUCAGUUCCUCUGCCUCGAAAUUCUCACACAAAGGAAUAAAAGAAUCUUUUAAUCUCUACUUUGUAAAAGGUGCAGUAUGUUUUGUCCAGAACAUUAUUUUGUUAAUCAAAGCAUGCUUCAUAAUAUGGGAGCCGGAUAUGGUCUUACCAAAAGGGAAAUAUUUUGGGGCAAUUCUGGUUUUAUAUUGCAAUAAUCUAUAAAUAGGCUCCUCUGAUUCACUUAGAUAACUGAUUUAGCUGCAGGGACCUUUCCUGUUUUGUGGUUUACAAAAUGUCUUGGGAAAUAUUGAAAUGUAAAUUUUGUAUUUUUAUAUCAAAUGGCCAAAAAUAGAUAAAUAAAGUAUCAUUGAAAUUCAA